Messenger RNA from Adineta steineri, 2466 nucleotides. Lineage: Eukaryota; Metazoa; Rotifera; Eurotatoria; Adinetida; Adinetidae. The record is from the annotation of a GenBank genome assembly.
AUGUCUGUGCGGAAUAGUGAAGUAGAGACAAAUGGUUGGACAACUUUCGAUGUACCAAAUCAAUUUGAAGAUCUACAAAAACAACUCGCUACUGGUUCCUAUUAUGUACAAAAUGUUCUUGAUCUUGCCGAUAUUAACACACGUUUACAAAAUAUUUCACGAAUUCGAGAACCAAAAGAACUACUUGAGAUGUUUCCAUUCUUCUACAGUAUUGCCAUUCAUUUUGAUAAAGUAGCAAUUACUGGACGUUCUCAAGCUGUUGAAAUAUUACUUCGAUUAACGGCAAGUGAAAUGUCUGAAGCACAACGAAGAAUUCAUAUUGGUCUUUCAGCUGAUGAUCGACGUUUUCAUUUAAAUAUCGUUAAAAUGCUUUCAUGUCUUCUUGCUGAAUAUAUUAUUCGAUUUGAUAAUGAUCAGACUAAUAAAUCAUCAGAUUUCGAUAUGCCUGCACCAAAAAAAGGUAAAAAAGUAAAGGAAGCAGAAAGUGGUGGAAAAUCAUCUUUAACAUCUGAUGCAUUGAGAGAUAAAUGUUUAAAAGGUCUUUGUGAUAUUCUUCGAUCACAUAUUAAACCAUUAUGGGAUUCAUCAAUUAUUGACGAACAAUUUGUCAAAUCUGUAACUAAACCAUGUUAUCAUUUACUUCGUCGACAAGAUAUUGCAAAAAAUCCAAUUGUAAAAGAAAAUCUUCCAUUAAUACUUACUAUUAUGAUUAACAAAUUUGAACAUGCAAGAGAAGCAUCUAUUCAAUUUAUUCAAGCAGUUAAACUUUAUGAUAGUAAUUCAAGUUUACUUAUUACAGUUUUGAAUUCACUUCUUAUUGAUUAUCAAGAUACAUCAUUAGCAAUUGAAUUAUUAAAAGAAAUUUGUGAAACUAAUUUUGUAGCUGCACAAGCUGAUAAUGCAUCAGCAAAAACCAUGGCAACAUUUAUUAUAGAUAUGGCUAGACUUGAUCCACAUAUUAUUCGAACACAUAUUGAUCAAAUAACUGAUUUAUUAACAGCUGAAAGUCAUCAUAUUCGUGUUGCUGCUUUAACAGCAUUAUGUUCUGUUAUUGAAAAACUUCUUUCAUCGGAUGAUUUAGAUGAUGGACAACGAAAAAUGCGUGAUGAUCUCUUACAAAUCCUACGUGAACAUGUAUCUGAUGUAACAGCAUUUGUUCGACAACAUUGUUUACAAUUAUGGACAUUACUUGUACAACAAAAGAAAGUUCCUGUUAGACAAUAUAUUCGAGCAUUUGAACUUGGACUUGAUCGAUUAAGAGAUUCAGCUUGUGCUGUUCGAAAAGAUGCAGUAACACUUGUUAUGCAUAUGGUUCUUAAUAAUCCUUAUUUUGUUGUUGAUUCAACUCGAUCUCAAUUUGAAGAACGACAAAGUGAUGCAGAAGCAAAAUUAGCUGAACUUCAUGGUGAACUUGAAAAAUUAAAUAAAAUUACAAAAGAACAAAAGAUAAUGAAAGAAAAACAAAUUGAAUCUGAUGAUGAUGAGGAAGAUAGUGGAGCAGAAGAUAAAAGUAUUGAUGAAGAGGAUGAAAUGAAAGUUGAUAAGAAUCAAGAAAAAGAAAAUCCUUCAAAUGAAGAUCAAUCUUUACAAGAUACUUUAGAUCGAGUUAAAAUUGAAGAACAAAUUAUGCGUAUUGAAGAAAUUGUUACUUUAUUUAAAGAUGGUUUGAGAUUUAUGGAUUUAAUUGAACAAGCAAAUCGUCAUGUUGUUAAUUUAUUUAAUUCACCUACAUUAGCUGAUUGUAAACAAGCAGUUGAUUUUUUUGUUAAUCUUCGUCAUUAUCGUCUUGUUUUGCCAAAUAUUGAACAAAGUUUACGUUUAAUGUUUAGUCUUAUUUGGUCUAUUGAUAAAUCAAUAUGUGAAGCAAUUACACAAGCUUUUGUUAAAAUUUACUUUGAUGUUGCACCAACAGUUCCUGUUGCACAUGUACCACUUCAUCAAGCUCGUGCAAUAAUUCGUGCACUUAAAGGUGCUACAUUUUCUGAAGAAUUAUGUUUUGAAGAAAUUCUUAAACAAUUAAUUAAAGGAAAAAAAAUUUCAACUGAAGCUAUAACGGAAGCUUUAUGGAAAUUUUAUAAAGCUCCACCAGAUGAUAAUACAGAUGUUAUUGCAGGAAAAAUUCUUACAUUUAUUGUUGGAAAUGAAGUGAAUACAAAAUUAAAUGAUAUAACAGAUCUUAUUCAAGCAAAAGAAAAAAAUCGUCGUUUUGUACAUAUAUCAUGUUUACUUUUACAAUUAGCUGCUACACCUAAAAAGAUGGAAAAUGGUGUUCGACCAAAACAAUUUCGUUUACCAAAAACACAUCGUUUAUUUGAAAUUCUUGGCAAUAUUAUUGUUUCAACUUUUCAUGAUGUUUCCGAUCGACAAUGGACACCUAUGAUGGAAUCAGCAUUUGAUGUUAUUUUUAAAUUAGCUGAUGGACCAAUAAAACAUAUUGAAAAUAUCAUAAAAAAAACUUGCUGUUAA